Molecule: messenger RNA, 4453 nt
Organism: Cyprinus carpio (common carp)
Lineage: Eukaryota; Metazoa; Chordata; Actinopteri; Cypriniformes; Cyprinidae
Product: beta-2 adrenergic receptor
Biological process (GO): negative regulation of smooth muscle contraction; norepinephrine-epinephrine-mediated vasodilation involved in regulation of systemic arterial blood pressure; adenylate cyclase-activating adrenergic receptor signaling pathway
Cellular component (GO): membrane
Molecular function (GO): norepinephrine binding; beta2-adrenergic receptor activity
Source: RefSeq, a predicted model, not a curated record
GCGUGUUCGGCAGAGUGACUGUGUGUGAGAGAGGUUGAGAAAAGUGCUGUGUUGACAGAGGAAGAGAGAGCAAAAGUGAGAGAGAGAGAAAGAGAUAAGCAUGCAAGAGAAAGCUGGGGAGGAUCUACUCGUUCGUAACAAACCUAUAAACCUUAAAAGCAUGCUGUAACUUUGUAUGGAAGGAGGAGUGGAGGUGGAAGUCAUUUUUGGAGGUCAUGGCAAACAACUCUUCAAACUCAUCGAGUCCGAAUGACACCCAGUCUAACAUGGGCGAAACAGAGAUGGUGCUUUUGGGCACACUCAUGUCCGUUCUUGUUCUGGUCAUUGUCUUUGGCAAUGUGUUGGUGAUUACAGCCAUUGGCCGCUUCCAACGACUUCAGACCGUCACAAAUUGUUUCAUUACAUCACUUGCGUGUGCAGACCUGGUCAUGGGAUUGGUAGUGGUGCCUUUUGGCAUCCUUAACAUCAACCUUGGCACUUGGCUCUUCGGCAGAUUCUGGUGUAAUUUCUGGACGGCCACUGAUGUUCUGUGUGUCACGGCCAGUAUCGAGACGCUAUGUGUCAUCGCUCUGGAUCGCUACCUCGCCAUAACAUCCCCCUUCCACUACCAGUCCUUACUGACCAAGUGCAGAGCUUGUUUCAUUGUGCUGCUGGUGUGGGUCAUCGCCGGGCUCAUUUCCUUCCCACCCAUCCAUAUGGACUGGUGGACUUCCAAUAGUACAGAAGCAAUUCGCUGCUUACAGAAUGUUAACUGCUGUGAAUUCCACACCAAUGGCAUUUAUGCUAUCAUCUCAUCCACAGUCUCUUUCUACAUCCCCCUGGUGAUCAUGGUUUUCGUCUAUAGCCGCGUCUUCCAGGAGGCAAGGAAGCAGCUGAAGAAGAUAAGCAAAAGUGAGGGACGGUUUCAUGCUCAAAACAAUGGCAAAAUGCAACAGGAGGCAAGCAGCCACUGUGAGGCAAGGACAGCCAAGAAGCCCAAGUUCUGCCUGAAGGAACAUAAAGCUUUGAAGACUUUGGGCAUCAUUAUGGGUAUAUUCACGCUGUGUUGGCUCCCUUUCUUUGUACUACAUGUGGUCAAGGCCAUAUAUCAACUAAAAUCCGAAAAUACUGAACAUAUUGAACUUCCAUUAAAAAUCUUAAACUGGAUAGGUUACGCUAACUCAGCAUUUAACCCACUGAUCUACUGCAGAAGUCCAGAGUUUAGGUACGCUUUCAAGGAGAUUCUAUGCCUCAACAGGUCACGUUACCCAAACGUUAGGCCAGUCAAUGGAUAUAUAUACAGUGGGCACAGCUGGCAAAGUGAGCACCGAGGGCGAAGCAAAGGUAGCUCAGAGGACAGUGACCCAGCUGAGAAAGAGGGUCGCGUGACAGCAGAUAAAACGGACUCUAAUGGGAACUGCAAUAAAAACCUUAUGAGUGUGUUGUAAAUCACCUUACGAGUUUUGUCUCGUUCCAGUGCGACCUCUGUGUCACGUGAGAACAGGUUAAGCAUCCUCUGGUAAGUGACCAAUGGUGGGUGUGUGUUGGAAAAAGGGACAUUUUUAAACACUUGUUUUUCUCAUCUACCUCAUUGCUUUCUCUUAGGUUCACUUGCUCUAUCAGUUCAUUUCACCACUCAAAUAGGUUUGCGCGCUCAAAAAAUUGUUUCAGCUCAAGAAAACAACAAACUAAAUGCUAAAAAUGUUUAUCAAUUCAGUUUUAAAUUAACAGAAAUGCUCACGUAGAUUUUUUCUUUGAUUUUUCUUUGAUAGCAAUGAAAAAGAACUUUGAAGUGGAUGUUCAGUAAAGGGAACUCCCUCCUGAGUCACGUUUCUGUCAUCUUGCAUAAAUUGAAGAACUGAGUUUCAGUUUUAAAGAAUGUUCGCUAGCAUUAGAUCAACAAAUUAAAUCAGGUAUAGCCGUCUGAAGCAUUUUUACUCUAACUUAGUUAAAUUUGGAUGCUUAAAUAUUAAAUCAUUCAGUUAUUUAGACUACAGCAAGCAUUACUUCACAUAAAGUGUCAGGUUCACUUCUGUAAAACAGGCCAUUUCUGAUGUUACAUAGAAAAAAAUACACCACAUAAAAAUUCUUACAUCUGCCACAGCUCUGUUCUAACUAGUCUAGAGUACAUCUAAAAAUGUCUGGGUUAAAAAUGACCCAAUUGGUAACUCAGGGUGGAAACAACACCUCUUACCACAAUGAAAUAGGAAAAGAAACCGCAUGUUCAUACCAGCUUAUUUAAGGAAAUUACUGAAUCAUAUAGUUCAGUCUUUUAGUCAUGUGAAUGCUUAAGCUGAGUAUCCUUAGAUGGAAGUCAACAAAAAUAAACCAUUGUAUGCUAAAUAAUAUCGCAUUCUCAAAGCAUAAACAAAUUCUCUAUCUCUUGCUUAAAAUGUGUAUGAUAGCAGAACUUCUCUGGUGGCCUGUUUUGAUCUGCGUUAUGUCAUUUCGGGUCCCUCAGCAGGCUCAGUCCUGAAUGCUGCCAAAUUUUUCACCCUAGGAAUGUUCUUAACAUUUUCCAGUACUAAUGACUAAAGUCCAUUAAGCUUCCGUGUAAAUCCCUGAGAUUCAGGGUUUAUCAAAGUCAUUAUGUUACUCCCUCUCAAAAAAACAAAAACAAAAAAAAAAACAUUAUCUAGAAAGAUAAAUAAAUUAGGAGGCAUCAUGUUUCCUGUCAGGCUCAGCUAAUGCAUGCAGUGGAAAGCACACAGCAAUUUCCCUGUUCCUCACUCACAUUUCUGACCUAGGCGUUUAAUCUAAUGUUCCAUGCAUAUCAUAAACUGCGAAAGUGGUAAGCUGUUUCAAUACUUGUCAGUGUUUGUGAACUAUUCAUUUAGGGCAAGUGUCGCUCUGUUACUGUGCAGCCUGUUUAUGUGUUUGAAAACUGUGAACUUUGCUCUUUAGGAUAUCUCUUCGUAUUAGUUGUGGCUUUUUGUGGUCUUGAUUGAUUUUAUGUGCAAAGCAAAAUGCUUUGAGGAUUUCAAACAUUUCUAUCAUGGAUAAAAUGUGCUGAUAAAACAAUAUUUCUGUUUCACUGAAGCAUUACAUCAAUGAAAGAGCAGUUUAAAACCAGCUUCUUAAAAGUGUGCACUCUAAACCUGUCCAAGAUUUUACAUUGGAAACAAAAAGUCAAACAUUGUCAAUGUAUAUAUAAAUGUUAGAAAAAAACUAUAGAGAUUAAGAGAAUGCUCUGUCACUGUAAACAAUGGACUACUAAGCAACAGCAUGCAUGUCCUUUUUCAGUUAAUGAAAGUGUAUGUGAUGGCUUGGACAGAUUUGUUAACACUGCACCCUUCUGGGAAGGAUUUUCUCUGCAUGUAGAUCACAGUAACCUCCCAUGUGAAACGCUGUCCUGUACUACCUUGUGCUAAAUGAAAUAUUUGUGCAAUCUUUGCUUUGAUUGUGGUAAUGUGAUUUACUGUUGUUUUAGAACUUUAUAUUACUACUGCCUUCUCUGUGGACACGCUUAACCUGUUGAGUAAAGUGUUUACAUUCAUAAAUGUCUUUCAGUUAAACAUGGGUCACAAAUGAUUGGCGUGCAAAUUGCACUUUCAUCUUGUAAUUAAGCACUGCUCUUGGGUUAAUGUCAUGCUAUAGACAUCAUAUUGAUGUCACCUUCAGCAUUUAAUGUGCACUAAGUAUUUUUUUCAAUUGUAAGCUUAACAAAUACAUUGUUAAGACAUUAUAUUAUAUGUGAGGGAGGUCUGCUUUCAAGGUGGCCACCAGUUUGAAAUCACAUGACCAGCCAAAUACUUCUUAUUUUAUCUUGGUAACUGCUUAUUAUUGGAGACUUUUAGUCAAAUAAUAAAUUAAUCAUGAAUAACACAUGUGGCUCUGUAAAGGGAAAUUAUAAAUAUUCAUUAUUUGCAUAAUUCUGCAUUAAUGCAAAUAGAUGUUCGUAUUAAUUUCCAGUGUCAUACUGACCAGUGAAAUAUAAACAAAAAAUUGCUUAGUGCACAUUAUAGUCCAUCAUCUAUGUCUGUACAGUUGAAAAGGGAACAAGACAUUUCAUAGUCACCUUUUGGUCUUAAAAUGUUCUGCUUAACAUUUUGGAAAGCAUACUUUGCCUAGAAGGAGAUUAACUGUCACAUUUGUAAGUACAGAUAAAGUGUGGACAGCCUCUUACUGAUGCAUGAAGAUGUGAUUAAAAAUGCCCUGAAUAUUGCUUUAAUGAUAUAAGAGCAGAUUUCAAAUUCAUAAUGCAAAUGAGCAUUUGGUAGGCAAAAGUUCAAAGAAAGCUUCCCACUCAACAACCUUUCAGAAGCGCUUAAUUCAUGGCAUGUGCACUCACUGUAUAUAAUGUUGUUCCAGUUUGAUGUUUACUUACAUUUCUUUGAGCUACUUUCGCACAAGAUUUAUCACUGUUUUGUUGAACUACAGUGAAGUACGUUCAACUAUAUUUGUCUAUAUUAGUGGUAUUUAUGAAAUACAAGCGUCAUGCCAUUUGUAUUCUGUAAUAAAUGAUGUAUUUAAU